CUCAGGAUGCCAGAGCCAGCGAAGUCCACCUCUGCCCCCAAAAAGGGCUCCAAGAAAGCCGUGACGAAGACCCAGAAGAAGGGCGAUAAAAAGCGACACAAGAGCAGGAAAGAAAGCUACUCCAUCUAUGUCUACAAGGUGCUGAAGCAGGUCCACCCCGACACCGGCAUCUCCUCCAAGGCUAUGGGCAUCAUGAACUCCUUCGUCAACGACAUCUUCGAGCGCAUCGCUGGAGAAGCCUCCCGCCUGGCCCAUUACAACAAGCGCUCCACCAUCACCUCCCGGGAGAUUCAGACGGCCGUGCGCCUGCUGCUCCCGGGAGAGCUGGCCAAGCACGCUGUCUCAGAGGGCACCAAGGCCGUCACCAAGUACACAAGCUCCAAGUAG
This is a messenger RNA of Phaethon lepturus (White-tailed tropicbird), 387 nucleotides long. Its product is annotated as histone H2B 5-like. Bases 7 to 387 code for a protein of 126 amino acids. The record is from RefSeq and is a predicted model, not a curated record. Gene Ontology annotation, cellular component: nucleosome. The transcript has a single exon. Lineage: Eukaryota; Metazoa; Chordata; Aves; Phaethontiformes; Phaethontidae. Gene Ontology annotation, molecular function: protein heterodimerization activity; DNA binding; structural constituent of chromatin.